AUGUCUAAUGAAAGUGAAGCCGGAUUAAGACUGUCUUCUCCAGGAGAUACCGAUUUGGAAACAUCUGCAGCAAGACAGGAAGAUGAAUUGGGGCCAUUAAAUUUUCCGAAAUCUUCUCAUGAAUCUCAAGAAUCUGCUAAGAGCCAUUCUCACAGCAGCACCUACUCACCAAAGCUCAUCGAUGACCAAAGUUUUAUCAACUCGAAAGAGGAACAAGAAUUUGUCAAUGCAAAAUCAUUUCUUUUAACAGCCAGUACAAAGACAGGAAUCAAUUUAUAUGACCAUUUAUGCGAGGUUCUGACAAAGGUACUGGAAGAAAGGAAAACAGAUGCAGUGGACAUGCUGGAAGACUUAAGUAAAGAGACAAAGAAAUUCAAAUUCCAACAAAAUGCUGAUACACUUGUACAGAUGACAGAACCUUCUCCAGAAAUAGCUUUGGCAACCAUUGAAAAAAAACUUUUUACGAAAGGAGAAGAUGAUUUUGAAGAGCCUGAGGAAGAUGUUGAAUCUCCCUUGCCAAACGUGAUGGAGAUGGCAUUCUUUUUCGAACAAGCAGGAAUUGGACUUUCAAAAGAAGAAUACAUUAAAGUGUGGAUGGCCCUGAAGCAUCUGGUUGACACUCACCCACUUCAGCAUGUUCGAUUCUGGGGAAAGAUUUUGGGAACUGAACAGAAUUAUUAUAUUGCUGAAGUGGAAUACAGAGAAGGAGAACAAGUCGAAGAUGAAGAGGAAGAAGAUGAGCAAGUUGAACAAGAUGUAGACAAUAUUGACACUCAAGGAAAUGAUGAUUUUGAUGAAGAAGGAUUGCCUGAAGUGGAUGAACCACCAAAGCCAGAUUAUAAACCACCCCCCGUUGCACCAAAAGAAGAGAAAGGAACUGGUGCCAAUAAGAAAACAUAUUUUGUCAGCAAUGGACCUGGAAAAGCAUGGGUUUCUCUACCUUCCGUUACUCCAAUUCAGAUUGUAAUUGCCAGGCAGAUCAAAAAAUAUUUCACUGGAAGACUGGAUGCUCCUGUAGUUACAUAUCCACCAUUUCCAGGCAAUGAAUCCAACUAUCUUCGAGCCCAGAUUGCUCGCAUCAGUGCAGCCACGCAAAUCUCCCCAAUGGGGUUCUAUCAGUUUGAUGAAGAAGAAGAAGAAGAUGUUGAAGGAGAAGCUCGUGACACUUAUGUAGAGAACAUCGACUUUGAAGGACUCCCAAUCCGAGAAUUGUCUGAAUCAGUUAAUAACUGGGUUCACCAUGUCUUGCAUAUACUUGCCCAGGGUCGAUGCAAAUGGUGGAAUCCAUCACAGAGAAAUGAAGAAGACGUAGAAGAUGAAGAUGAAGAAGAAGAACGAGAAGAACCUGAUGAACCCCAACCUGAGGAUGGCCCACCCUUGCUAACACCCCUUUCAGAAGAUGCCACCAUUGGAGAUAUUCUCCCUUGGACAACUGCGAUUUCUUCCAGUUUAGUUCCUCAGUAUGCUGUGGCAGUUGUCCAUUCUAAUCUUUGGCCAGGAGCACAUGCUUUUUCCAGCAACAAGAAAUUUGAAAAUAUUUAUAUUGGCUGGGGUCACAAAUAUUCGCCAGAAAACUACAGUCCCCCUCCAAUGCCCCAACCACAAGAUGAAUUUCCAGAAGGACCAGAAGUGACAGAGAUGGACGAUCCAACUCCUGAGCAAGAAGCAACACUGAGGGCCGCAUUGCAAGCAAAGGGAGAUGAAGAGAUAGAAGAAGCUGAGGAAGAAGAGGAGGAAGAAGAAGUGUAA
Messenger RNA from Acanthosepion pharaonis, 1749 nucleotides. The record is from the annotation of a GenBank genome assembly. NCBI's taxonomy places the organism in Eukaryota, Metazoa, Mollusca, Cephalopoda, Sepiida, Sepiidae.